GAGCAGCAGCAACAGCAGGAGCCACAACAGGAGCAGCAGCAGCAACAACAGGAGGAGCAGCAGCAACAACAGGAGCCGCAACAGGAGCCACAACAGGAACAGCAACAGGAACCGGAACAGGAGCAGCAGCAACAACAGGAGCCGCAACAGGAGCCGCAACAGGAGCAGCAGCAACAACAACAGGAGGAACAACGACAGCAACAGGAGCAACAACAGGAGGAGCAGCAAAAACAGGAGUAG
Anolis sagrei ordinatus is the source of this 240-nucleotide messenger RNA. The record is from RefSeq and is a predicted model, not a curated record. NCBI's taxonomy places the organism in Eukaryota, Metazoa, Chordata, Lepidosauria, Squamata, Anolidae.